AUGACUAUUCGUGUUAGUUCUUCCAUAUUCACCCCCGAGGUGUUGAUUUCUGCACCUCGGAGAUCACCAGCAACUCCAAACGCAGAUGGUAAAUUGGCGUUAUAUACCGUAUCGACCUACUCUUUUCAAUUUCACUCCAAGAGCUCCAGAAUCAAUGUCUUAGAUAUUGCCACUGGUGAAAGUUCAACUCUGAGCCAUGAUACGAGUGACAUUCUUGCUCCGGAUGUUGUGGCCAUAGCUGUUACUGGCUUGGCGACUCCAUCUGGAAAGUUAUAUAAUGCUGAGACAGCCAAGAAGCCUCUAUCAACGGCUAAAACAUACUCAAAGCUAUUUGUGAGAGAAUGGGAUUCAUGGGUUACGGAAAACAAGAACGCCAUCUGGUAUGCAACGAUCACAAAAGGCAGGGAUUCCGGUAAUGUUCAUUUUUCUGAACUGGUGAACGCUUUAGCGGGCCAUAAAAUAUCUCUCGAGUCUCCAGUGCCACCAUUUGGAGGAACAGGGGAUUUUGAUAUCAGCAAAAACGGCAUAGUUUUUGUUGCCAAAGAUCCCAAGAUUGACCCAGCCAACUACACGAAAACAGAUCUAUACUACAUUCCCCUAAAGACAUUCACAGAGUCUGAAGCUCCUACUCCCCAGUUGGUCGAGACUGGCAAUCUAAAAGGCUACAGUCUAGGGCCAAUGUGGUCCCCAGAUGCAAAGUCGGUGAUUUUCACAAGAAUGAAAAGCAUUCAAUACGAGAGUGACAAGACAAGACUUUUGUUGAUACCUGAUAUUACUGACCUCACAAAUGUCCAAGAAUUCUUCGAAACGGAGGACGGAAAAGGUGGAUGGGACCUGAAACCCGAGAAUGUUACUUUCAGUCGAGACGGGAAAGAAAUAUACGUAACAGCGGAAGAGAACGGUCGAGUGAAACUAUUCAAGCUACCAGCUUCUCCGCGCCUCGCUACAAAAUUACCCGAAGCUCUAACCAGUAACGGAACAGUUACGGACAAGCACGUUCUUCCAAGUGGUGAAUUAUUCCUCAGUGGGAAUUCCUUGAUUGAUAACAGCGUCUAUUCGAUUAUUAACCCUGCUGAACCCUCCAAAAAAAUUACCGUUUCAUCUAGUUCUGAUGAGGGAAAAGCUUUCGGGCUUUCACAGAAGCAAGUCGAUGAAUUUUGGUUCACAGGAGCCGAAGAUUAUAAAGUCCACGCGUGGGUAGUUCGACCAUCAAACUUCGAUGAAAACAAGAAGUAUCCUCUUGCGUACCUCAUUCAUGGUGGACCACAAGGUGCGUGGAAUGAGGGAUGGAGCACGCGAUGGAACCCAGCGGUCUUUGCCGAACAAGGCUAUGUUGUGGUCACUCCAAACCCCACUGGAAGCAGUGGUUAUGGUAUGGCCUUGCAAGAUGGUAUCAAAGGCCAGUGGGGAGGACGACCAUAUAUUGACCUUGUGAAAGGGUUCGAGUACAUUGAGAAGAACCUAUCUUACGUCGAUACCAACCGUGCUGUAGCAUGUGGAGCUAGCUAUGGUGGAUUCAUGGUAAACUGGAUUCAAGGCCACGAUUUGGGCCGUAAAUUCAAGGCUCUCGUAACCCACGAUGGUGUCUUCUCAACCCUGAACCAAUACGCAUCCGAAGAGUUAUUCUUCCCUCAUCAUGAUUUCGAAGGUACCCUCUGGGACAACCCUGAGGGAUACCAGAAAUGGAAUCCAGCCAGCCACACUGCAAACUGGCAAACACCCCAUCUAAUUAUCCAUAAUGAUUUAGAUUACAGACUACCCAUCUCAGAGGGUCUCGCCCCCUUCAACGUGUUGCAGACACGUGGAGUGGAAAGUAGAUUUUUGACCUUCCCAGAUGAGAAUCAUUGGGUGUUGAAGCCUGAGAAUUCUAGAGUCUGGCAUAAGGAGGUGUUCGACUGGAUUAAUAAAUACAGUGGUAUCACCAAGGAAAAUGAAGAGUUGAGAAGAGAGAUUGAGAAAUUGAGUGUGAUCUAG
This is a messenger RNA of Sclerotinia sclerotiorum 1980 UF-70, 1974 nucleotides long. RefSeq lists its product as hypothetical. Gene Ontology annotation, molecular function: serine-type endopeptidase activity. The record is from RefSeq and is a predicted model, not a curated record. The coding region runs from base 1 to 1974 and encodes 657 amino acids. Gene Ontology annotation, biological process: proteolysis. The transcript is spliced from 7 exons. Lineage: Eukaryota; Fungi; Ascomycota; Leotiomycetes; Helotiales; Sclerotiniaceae.